Messenger RNA from Rhodamnia argentea, 2673 nucleotides. RefSeq names its product delta-1-pyrroline-5-carboxylate synthase. The record is from RefSeq and is a predicted model, not a curated record. Gene Ontology annotation, cellular component: cytoplasm. The coding region runs from base 47 to 2251 and encodes 734 amino acids. The transcript is spliced from 20 exons. Gene Ontology annotation, molecular function: glutamate 5-kinase activity; glutamate-5-semialdehyde dehydrogenase (NADP+) activity; ATP binding. Lineage: Eukaryota; Viridiplantae; Streptophyta; Magnoliopsida; Myrtales; Myrtaceae.
GGCUCAGUAAUAAAGAACCCUAUUGUUUCCCCGCGCCCUUUUGCAGAUGCCGACUCGCCCGCGUGGGACGAAGCGACUCCCCGAGUUGAAGGCGGCCAACGGGAACGUGGACUCCACCCGAGCCUUCGUCAGGCACGUCAAGCGCCUCGUCAUCAAGGUUGGCACUGCGGUUGUUACUCGAGCAGAUGGGCGGUUGGCACUCGGAAGACUAGGGGCUCUAUGUGAGCAGAUAAAAGAAUUGAACUUACAAGGAUACGAGGUUAUUAUGGUCUCGUCCGGUGCUGUUGGCCUCGGUCGCCAGAGGCUUAGGUACCGUAAGCUAGUAAAUAGCAGCUUCGCUGAUCUCCAGAAGCCACAGGUUGAACUUGAUGGGAAGGCUUGUGCAGCUGUCGGACAGAGUAGUCUUAUGGCCUUGUAUGAUACCUUAUUCAGCCAGUUGGAUGUUACAUCAGCUCAGCUUCUUGUGACAGAUCAUGACUUUAAGAGUAUAGACUUCAGGAUGCAACUCAAUGAGACUGUGCAAUCGUUGUUGUCUCUCACAGUUGUUCCCAUCUUUAAUGAGAAUGAUGCAGUCAGUACGAGGAAAGCUCCAUAUGAGGAUUCGUCUGGCAUAUUCUGGGAUAAUGACAGCUUGGCAGCACUGCUUGCUUUGGAGCUCAAAGCUGAUCUUCUUAUAUUACUCAGUGAUGUUGAGGGUCUUUAUAGUGGCCCGCCCAGUGAUCCGAAGUCCCGAUUAAUUCGCACAUACAUCAAGGAACGACAUCAAGGUGAAAUCACCUUUGGAGAUAAAUCUCGUGUAGGGAGAGGUGGUAUGACUGCGAAAGUUAAUGCUGCUGUUAAUGCAGCACAGGCUGGAAUCCCUGUGGUCAUUACCAGUGGGUAUGCUCCUGAAAAUAUCCUUAAGGUUCUUCAAGGAGAGGAUAUUGGUACUCUCUUUCAUGAGGAUGCACAUUUGUGGGUACAAAGCCAAGACAUCAGUGCAAGGGAAAUGGCUGUUGCAGCCAGGGAAAGUUCACGGAACCUUCAGGCCAUAUCAUCUGAGGAUAGGAGAAAAGUCCUGCUCGACAUAGCUGAUGCACUCGAAGCAAAUCAGGAACAGAUAAUGAAGGAGAACGAAGCUGAUGUUGCUGCUGCAGAAAAGGCUGGAUAUGAAAGAUCUUUGAUUGCUCGGUUGGCUCUGAAGCCUGGAAAGAUAACAAACCUUGCCAAUUCUAUACGCGUACUUGCAAAAAUGGAAGAUCCAAUUGGGCGUGUUUUGAAGAGAACAGAGCUUGCUGAUGGGCUUGUCCUAGAGAAAACAUCAUCUCCUUUGGGUGUCCUGCUUAUAGUUUUUGAGUCUCGACCUGAAGCUCUAGUUCAGAUAGCUUCAUUAGCUGUUCGAAGUGGGAAUGGGCUACUCUUGAAAGGGGGUAAAGAAGCCAAGCGAUCAAAUGCCAUUCUGCACAAGGUCAUUACCGAUGCUAUUCCAGACAGCAUUGGUGGGAGACUAAUUGGACUUGUGACUUCGAGAGAGGAGAUACCGGAUUUGCUUAAGCUUGAUGAUGUUAUUGAUCUCGUAAUACCAAGGGGGAGUAACAAGCUGGUCUCCCAAAUAAAGGAAUCAACUAAAAUACCUGUUCUUGGUCAUUCCGAUGGAAUAUGUCAUGUUUAUGUUGACAAGUCUGCGAACAUGGAAAUGGCAAACCGCAUCAUCGUUGAUGCGAAGGUAGAUUAUCCAGCAGCCUGCAACGCAAUGGAAACACUUCUCCUCCAUAAAGAUUUGGUGCCAGCUGGUGGACUUAAUGCAAUCGUGUUUGGGCUUCGGACCAAAGGUGUUACUUUAUAUGGGGGACCAAAAGUGAGCUCCAUGCUGAAUAUCCCGCAGGCACUGUCCUUGCAUCAUGAGUACAAUUCAAUGGCAUGCACCAUCGAAACUGUAGAUGAUGUUCAUCAAGCCAUUGAUCACAUUCAUCAAUAUGGAAGUGCACACACUGAUUGCAUUAUAGCAGAAGACGGCGAAGCUGUGGAAACCUUCCUACGUCAAGUUGACAGUGCUGCUGUUUUUCACAAUGCCAGCACGAGAUUCUGUGACGGAGCACGAUUUGGACUGGGUGCAGAGGUUGGGAUAAGUACAAGUAGAAUCCAUGCUCGGGGUCCAGUUGGAGUUGAAGGAUUGCUAACCACAAGAUGGAUCCUCAGAGGGAAUGGACAAGUGGUGGAUGGUGAUAAAGGGGUCACUUACACCCACAGAGACCUCCCCAUCCAGUCUUAAGCUGUUUCCGGUGGGGUGCAACUGCUGCUGCUACUGCUACUGCUACUGCUGCUUAAAAUUUAUUCACCCCCUUGUAAAGGGGCAGGCAAGUGCGGCUGACAUAUGGAUGCUGCAAUCGUUGUAAAGCGUAGUUCCGCGUUCACUUUGUUACCAAGCUAUUGAAGCUAUCGAGUAGAAAGAAUUGUUUGUUGUUGGCCUCUCUCGAUUCUGGUCUUGGUAGUUCCAGCUUUUUUAGUUUCCAUUUGUUACUGCAAGUAUUCUGAAGUCUUCGUAUGGAUUAUUUUUAGUUUCCAUAAUGUUACUGCAAGUAUUCUGGAGCCGUCGUACGGAUUUUUCUUUCUUCCUCGAGAUUUCUGGUCGCUCAUUGCGGUUGUACUUCUUCCCAUUCUUCUAUAACUGCAGCAAAGAUUGUACUUUGGUGC